AUGUCCUACAGCAACAAACACCCUCAAUUUUCGGGUCAUGAUGAUCGUAUGUUUCGAAAAUAUGAUAGUUGGGAUGAAGGAGCACCAACCGAGCAUCCCAAGAGAAAGAAAGAGUAUCAUCCUCGCCCAUACCAUACCGGCUAUACUCAUAGUCAACAGUAUGGCCAUAAUAGAUAUUCUCAUCAUGGCAAUAACAGCAAUUUUGAUGCAUCAUCCUCUUCAACAUCAUCGUCCAUUAUGAGUAGAGAUGAUAACGUCUCGGAACAUUCUGAUCAUUCAUUGAGCAGAAUCGAAAUACCACAGCAACAACAACAUUAUUCUGGAUUCAACAAGCCUAGUAAUUAUUUUCCAAGUUCUUCCCACUAUUCCCACACUCCCCAUCAUAGAAGUUAUAACAUGACCAACUAUAAUGUUCAAGAUGAUCAAGAGUUGAGAGCAAGAACAAUUUACAUUUCAAUGCUCCCCAGCAGUGCUACUGAACAAGAUAUUAAAGAUUUAUUGAACCAAAAUAAUUUAACAAACUAUAGCGAAGUGAGUAUGAAAAACCAACCAAAAGGAGUUGCGUACGUCAUUUUUAAUGAUAUUGCUUCUGUUACACCUUCUUUAGCUCUAACUGGAAGUUACGUGAAAGGAUUUCCAAUUGUUGUGAAACAAGCUGAGGAAAAAAAGAGAAAGCGAGAACAAUUGGAAUCCGUUGAUACAAGUGAAAAUCAAGACAUUCAACAAGGACAUUGUAAAGUAUAUGUUGGUAAUGUACCUCCCAUUUUUACUAGAUCCGAUUUGUUUAAAUUAUUUGGAGCCUUUGGUUUUAUUGAAAAGCUGGAUAUGAAAAAAGAUGAAAAUGGAGCAUUUAAUGGCACUGUACUCAUGACAUUCCAAAAAUUCGACGGAGCCAAAAGGGCCGUUCUCAAAAUGAAUGGAUUUUCUUUUUCUCCUAAAUAUAUAUUGAGGGUUGGAUUUUAUAAUGAGCCAGAGUCAGAAUCAAAGAAACCACAAACACAAGAGCAAGAAGAUACUGAAGAAGGUAUUCAAGAGUCAAGUCACAAUGAAAGACCUACAGCAACAAACACAUUCGCCGAACGAUUUAUCACAUUACGCUCUGCAGAGGUAAAAGGAACUGCUUCACAAAAUCUCUCCUUCUCGCACAUGUUUGAUCCUACAACUGACCAAUUGAAAGUGGUCGAGGACAACAUUAGAAAAGCAUGUAAAAGUUUUGGAAACAUUGUCCAUAUCUUUGUUGAUGGCCAAGAUCCAAAUGGAAUGAUAUUUCUUCGUUUUGAUAACAUUAUUGGAUCACAAAAUGCAGCUCAAAGAUUGCCUUCCCUUCGCACCUCAUGGACAGGAUCAAGUAACAAACUUCCUCUUCCAAGCGUCACCUACUUGAGCGACUCUCAAUACAUGACCAUGUUCAACCUGAGAUGA
Molecule: messenger RNA, 1422 nt
Organism: Naegleria fowleri
Lineage: Eukaryota; Heterolobosea; Eutetramitea; Acrasida; Naegleriidae
Exons: 2
Coding region: 1-1422 (473 amino acids)
Biological process (GO): mRNA processing
Cellular component (GO): nucleus
Molecular function (GO): RNA binding
Source: RefSeq, a predicted model, not a curated record